Molecule: messenger RNA, 455 nt
Organism: Mercenaria mercenaria
Lineage: Eukaryota; Metazoa; Mollusca; Bivalvia; Venerida; Veneridae
Exons: 5
Coding region: 55-399 (114 amino acids)
Source: RefSeq, a predicted model, not a curated record
UGUGUAUAACUAUUCAUUUGCAGCGUAAUCGCAGACCAGAUCAGAACAGUCAAGAUGAAGCUGUUGGUACUUUGUCUGCUACCGGUCGUGCUAUGUUCACCCUUAAGUCAAGAUCAGAAGAGAUUCUUCAUUCCGGGAUUUGAUAUCAAUUCAUUAUUUGAUCUUGAUACUUUGAAAUGUGAUGUGCAGAAAUUGCUUGAUGUUGUGGGAUCGGAUCCAACUGAACAGGCGUGCGAAACCGAAUGCCAUCAUAUGUUAAACGAAGGAACUCUUCUAGACCACGGUUGCCCACUUGUUUGCCAUUCAGUGCAAAAUCUAGCGCUUUAUUUCCAUGAGACACCGAAACCAGGGGAUGCAUCUCUUCCAUGUGGCGGACUUGUAACACAGGGAACCAAAUAGGAUCGUUUCUCAUUGUAAUUGAACUUGAAUGUAAUACAAAGUCUAUAUUGGUGUCA